Molecule: messenger RNA, 3470 nt
Organism: Manihot esculenta (cassava)
Lineage: Eukaryota; Viridiplantae; Streptophyta; Magnoliopsida; Malpighiales; Euphorbiaceae
Product: ACT domain-containing protein ACR6
Exons: 7
Coding region: 1661-3058 (465 amino acids)
Source: RefSeq, a predicted model, not a curated record
UGUCAGUGAAGCCAUGGAUGCCUUUUAGAAAUGAAAACCAGAACUAUCCACUGGUAAAUGAAGCUGAAAAUCGAACAUUUACACGUGUAAAAACUAGCAAAUACCUUUACUUUCUGUUGAUAUCUGAUUGGUUGGGAUUCACUAAUCUUGGAAAAAGCAGCCAAUGUAGUGUUUUGGUGGAUGCACCAAUAAGCGCAGAACACUAAACACUGACACAAACUUCGAGAUAUUUGGCAAGUUAUCAAUGGAAGGCAAAAGAGGAAUGGCAGUGGUGACUUUGGUUGCGCUAGUUCUGGGAUUAAUGAUUUUGGGAGCAAAUCAUGCAGAGGGUGCAUUUAGCAUCCAACUCAAUCCAUGCACGCUUGCCCAGUGCAUUGCUGAAUGCAAAAAAGCUCUGCAGGAGAAGUAUCUCAGUGCAACCUGCGCGACAGGAUCUCAGGGAAAGUUCUGCAUCUGCCUAGGGUAAUAAAUUCAGACAACUGAUGUCAGUACCAAGCAUAAGUGUGUAUACGUCGGUCUGUGUGUUUUAGGUUUUGCUAAAAUAUUACCUCAAAAAUUUGAGGUUACCUUGCCCCAUCUUGUUAACUAUGUAUCCAGUGAUAUGUAUCAUGUAUGAUGUGUUGUUUUAUGUCUAUGUGGAGAUGGUGGCUGCCAGGCCACCAAAUCAACUACAAAUGUGUGCCAUUUAUGAAUUUAGAUGUAAACCUGAUAAUCAGAGAACACUUGCCAACUAAAAUAAUGUCCUUUGAACAGUAGAAGGAUCUAAAACAAAAAUCAAUUUCAUUAGGUUGCCAGUUUUUAUAAGUUGAGCUGUUGCUGAACGGAGGAUGGGUACAGCCGUACAAGUUUGGUGAGUGUGUAAUGAUAAUGACAAGCCAAUUCCAUAGGCAAUCAAACAAGAAAACCAUCUUCUUCAGAUGUAAGUCUCCCAUCAGCAAUCACCACAUAGACUUCACAAUCCCUAUUUACUGGGGUUUAUCACUCGUUAUAACACGUGAUCAAACAGCUGGACAAAUGACGUGGACGAACCAAGAUGGCUCAUUAAAUUUAAUUUUCAGAAGAUUUUUUAAAGCAACCUUCGAAUUUUAGAGUAUACAGAAUGUUAAAAUCGUAAUCACCCAGAAUCAGUUGCAGCAUCAUAGUCUUCAUUUGUAAGCUUUCGUACGUUAAAAUCCUAGCAAUUGCUUAGGAGAUUGAUAAUCUCAUUCGAAUCAGUAAUCACAACUGGGUAAUUACAAAAAUGAAACUUCCUCUAAAAAUUACUAUGCUGUUGUGUGUGCGGCUCAAAUACAGGAGCCUCCAAAUGAAGAAAAUGAUAGUUGGAUGAGGAAAAUGAGAAAUUUCACCUACAAAACAAGACCUUUACGGGACAGGACAGCUUUAAUUACUCUAUAGGUAACGUCUUAACUGUUAUAUCCAUCCCCUCCAAUACAAAAACAUCACUGGCAUUGUACGUUAGCUAGCUUGCGGGUAAAUUAACCGCCUCUCUUUCCCGUUUCUUCUGUUCUGUUAUAAAUAGUUAUACCACUUCCUUAAUUUUCACCUUUUCUUCUUCGUCCAUAUUAGUUACUGAUACUUUUAGCAGGUUUCUGUGAGUUGGGUUGAUUGCUUUUCAAAUUUUAAUUUUAGUUCGGUUCUGUGGAGGUCCCUGGACCCAGAAAUGGAUGAUGGUGAUGAGUAUGCAAAGCUUAUCAGGAGAAUGAACUCUCCCAGAGUUGUGAUUGACAAUGAUGCUAGUGAGCACGCCACAAUCAUAAAGGUGGAUACUGUCAAUAGGCAUGGUACUCUCCUUGAAGUUGUUCAAGUCCUCACAGACCUAAACCUUGUGAUAACAAAAGCUUACAUAUCACGUGAUGGAGUGUGGUUCAUGGAUGUGUUAUAUGUGACUGGCAAUGAUGGGAGCAAAGUUGAAGAUGAAAGCGUUCUGAAUUACAUACAGAAGGUCCUUGAAGCUGAUGCAAACGUGUUUAAUUCAAUAGGGAGCUCUAUUGGGGUGCUGCAUUCUUCUAAAGAGCAUACCUCUAUUGAACUAUCUGGCGGGGACAGGCCUGGUUUGUUGUCAGAAGUAUCUGCAGUACUUGCAGAUAUGGGAUGUAACGUGGUAAAUGCCGAGAUUUGGACACACAAUGCUAGAGUAGCAGCUGUAAUGCACAUUACAGAACAGUCAACUGGGACUGCUAUCGAAGACCCAAAGCGGCUUUCUCUGAUCAAGAAGCUGCUUCGUAAUGUCCUAAAAGGUAACGGGAAUUUUAGGAGCCCAAGAAUAUGCAUUUCUUCCCCUGAGGAAACCCACACAGGGAGAAGACUGCACCAGAUGAUGUUUGCCGCUAGGGACUUUGAAAAGCUUGAAGGUGUGAAGGAAAACAGCCUAGGACCCUAUGUUAAUGUGUCGGAUUGCGCUGACAGAGAUUACACAGUUGUUACAGUAAGGUGCAUAGACCGUCCAAAGCUAUUAUUUGACACUGUUUUCGCUCUAACAGACAUGCAGUAUGAGGUGUUCCAUGGAACGUUUAUCACUGGUAGAAAGGAAGCUUACCAGGAGUACUAUAUCAGGCAUGUGGAUGGACUCCCUAUAAGUUCGGAAGCUGAACGACAAAGGGUUACUGAGUGUCUUGAGGCAGCAAUUAAGAGGCGAGCAUCAGAGGUAUUACUUCAGGUUUUUUAUUUUUGCCAUGUCUUUCAAACAAUGAUCAGUCGCUCCCAUAUUCUCUUGCAGGGACUAGAACUAGAGAUGUGCACAGAUGACCGCUUUGGACUUCUUUCUGAUAUUACGAGGAUACUUCGGGAAAGCGGCGUGAGCAUUAGAAGAGCUGAAAUUUCCACCGAGGAUGGAAAAGCAAAAGAUACUUUCUUUGUCACAGAUGUUUCUGGGAACCCUGUUGACCCCAAAAUUGUCCGCUUGAUUCAGCAACAAGUAGGACAUACUGUUUUACGUGUAAGAGGAAAAGCAAAUGUGCCUCCUGAAUCUCCCAAGGAGACGCCUAGAAGCUCCCUUUUUGGGACCCUUUUCAGAUGUCGAAGUUUCCAAAAUUUUGGACUUAUUAAAUCUUACACAUAGUUUGCCAGUUUCACACGACACAAAUUGGCUGAAAUAGACUGAAAAACAACGGAAAAGACUUCAUCUCAUGUCGUGCAGUUUAAGAUUAGCUUAUGAUUGUAUUUAGAAAUUACUUGGAAGGUUCUGGUCAUUGCACUUGGCGCUUAUACCGUUCAUGAAGAGAGAUUAUUUGGGUAAAUACAUAUGGAGGGAAUAGAGAUUGUACACAAAUGUAUUUUUCAACGCAAAGGAGAAGAUAAAUGUUUUCCUGAGAUAACUAGAAUCAGUCUGCUCAAUAUGUUGAAGGUAAUAUACAGUGAACAAAUUUUUGUACCCUAUCUAUCAAUUUUGAUCAUCUUCCGAGGAUCUGAAGACAAUUUUCCUCCGUCACUCUUCGUUUUUACCGUUUUCACAGAACAAAACACACUUAAUG